Molecule: messenger RNA, 1702 nt
Organism: Trichomycterus rosablanca
Lineage: Eukaryota; Metazoa; Chordata; Actinopteri; Siluriformes; Trichomycteridae
Product: EEF1A lysine methyltransferase 3-like
Exons: 4
Coding region: 65-580 (171 amino acids)
Biological process (GO): peptidyl-lysine methylation
Cellular component (GO): cytoplasm; cytosol
Molecular function (GO): protein-lysine N-methyltransferase activity
Source: RefSeq, a predicted model, not a curated record
AAUUAGACAGGCUUGUAGAAGAGCGGAACGGAAAUGGAGAAAGGACAGAUUGCAAGCUCUUCAGAUGUCUGGGUACUUUGAGGAGGUGAGGAUGGAGUUUUGGGGGAAGAAAGUGAUCGAGCUCGGAGCAGGAAGUGGAUUCAUCAGUAUCCUGGCUGCUCGAUUAGGUGCGUGUGUGACGGUGACGGAUCUACCCGAGGUUCUCCCUCACACCCUGAGGAACGUGAACUCUAACACCCCCGGGGCCGGUUGGCCCUCAGGACCUCCCGCCGUGCUGCCGUUGGUUUGGGGUCGUGAUCUGGAGAGGUUCUGCUCUCACUGGGACCUGGUUCUGGGUUCAGAUAUCGUGUACCUUCCUGAAACGUUCCCUCUGCUGCUGGACACGCUGGUCGUGCUGUGUGGGGGCGGCGGGGUUCUUUACCUCUCCUCUAAAAUGAGACGAGAACACGAGACGCACGAGUUCUACCAGACGUGGUUACCUCAGAAGUUCAGGGUGGAGCUGGUACAGAGGGACUCGGAGAGAAACAUCAACGUUUACAGAGCUACGCUGAGAUCAGGAGAGAGUCCAUCAACACGCUAACACCAGCUUCAUCCUGCUGUAAUGCUGAUGUUCUGAGUUCCUGUUCACGUCCCAAAUCCUCUUAGUUCCGCUCCUGAUUCCACAUAAAGAAUCUGCCUGAACAGCACAGCAGAUCUUUAUCUACAGAUCCAAACCUCACCAGCUCCAGAGCUGCAGGUCCAGGUCCCACCGUCAUCAGAUUAUUAUUAAAUACACAUUUUCAUUAUCAUCUAAUAAUCACAUUCAUUAUUUAUUUAUUUAUUUAUACUCCUAAUCCUUCUUUUAUUGUGGUGUGUGUGUGGGUGUGUGUAUGUGUGUGUGUGUGUAGGUGUGAGCACGUGUGUGUAGAUGUGUGAGCAUGUGUGUAGGUGUGUAUGUGUGUGUGUGGGUGUGUGUAGGUGUGUAUGUAUGUGUGUGUGUGGGUGUGUGUAGGUGUGUAUGUAUGUGUGUGAGCAUGUGUGUAGGUGUGUAUGUAUGUGUGUGGGUGUGUGUAUGUGUGUGUGUGUGUGUGUGUAGGUGUGUAUGUAUGUGUGUGAGCAUGUGUGUAGGUGUGUAUGUGUGUGUGUGUAGGUGUGUAUGUAUGUGUGUGGGUGUGUGUAUGUGUGUGUGUGUGUAGGUGUGAGCACGUGUGUGUAGAUGUGUGAGCAUGUGUGUAGGUGUGUAUGUAUGUGUGUGGGUGUGUGUAGGUGUGUAUGUAUGUGUGUGUGUGGGUGUGUGUAGGUGUGUAUGUAUGUGUGUGAGCAUGUGUGUAGGUGUGUAUGUGUGUGUGUGUAGGUGUGUAUGUAUGUGUGUGUGUGGGUGUAGGCGUGUGUUUUAAUCACGUUGUUGGGGGAGUGUUUACACUUAAUUACUCGUUUAAUUAAAUCAGAGUUGUAAACAGGAGGAUCAUCUCACACACUUCAUAAUAAUAAAAUGUAAUAAUAAUAAUAAUGAGUGAGUGGGCGGAGUCAGUGAGGAUGGGAGGAAGUAAAAACAGAUAUGAUUGGAUGUGUGUGUGUGUGUGUGUGUGUGAGUGUGUGUGUGUGUGUGUGUGCUGCACUCAUUCCUUCACUCUGCUGUGAGGUAAACACACUCCGAUCUUUUAUCUUUACAUGAAUAUUAAUGUGUUUAGUUUAUUAAUAAAAGUUAGAUGUAAAGUUUAUA